CUCAUACUGCGCUCUCUCUCUCUCUCUCUUUCUCUCUCCUCUCUUUCUCUCUCUAAAUUGAAACCAGAGCAUAUCCGAAGUACCCCAACCAUUAUAUAUUCGCUGGCACCUCGCCAUUGUCUCUCUCUAAGCCCUCGCAAUCUGACCUUCUUUUCAAGUCCUGUAUAACCAUAUUUUCUCUCUCUAGAAUUUGCAGAAGAAAAGAAGGAAGGAUGAGCGUGGUUAUCAUUGAUGGCUCCACGGUGAGGGACUUUGUUGAGGACACGGACGCCUUCAACAAGUCUGUGGAUGAGCAAUUCUUUGCGCUCGACGUUAAUGGCGAUGGCAUCCUGUCCAGAGCUGAGAUGAGGACGGCCUUCGAGUCCAUGCGCCUCAUCGAGACCCACUUUGGAAUGGAUGUCAAGACAGUUCCUGAAGAGCUCACUAAGCUUUAUGAUUCGAUCUUCGAGAGGUUUGAUCGAGAUAGUAGUGGAAGUGUAGACAUGGGGGAGUUCAGAUCAGAGAUGAAGCUCAUCAUGCUGGCUGUUGCUGAUGGCCUUGGCACUUCACCUAUACAAAUUGCUCUUGAAAAAGAUAGCCUUCUUCAGAAAGCAGCUGAUUUGGAGUCCUCAAAAUUAACUGAGACUUAAAGUUUAAGGUUCCACUAAUAAAUCUCUCUCUCUCUCUCUCUCUCUCUGCACAGUUGCUUAUGCAAUUGGACAAGUUUCUUAGUCUUCGCUACUGCUAUGUAACUUUGAGAUUUCCUAUAUGUAACUUGCAAAUCAGUCAACCAGGCAAUAAAAAUGUAAUAGAAUCUUAUGUUUUUUUAAUGUAUUUGCAAUUCUUCCUAGUAA
Messenger RNA from Amborella trichopoda, 833 nucleotides. RefSeq lists its product as uncharacterized. The record is from RefSeq and is a predicted model, not a curated record. Gene Ontology annotation, molecular function: calcium ion binding. Lineage: Eukaryota; Viridiplantae; Streptophyta; Magnoliopsida; Amborellales; Amborellaceae.